CUACACUCCGUAGAUGUGUCGGAUCCGUGGAUUCGUUGGAUCAAUCUGUGUCCUCCACUGAAACUGAAACAGGAAAGGUCGAUUUCUUGUAGUUUAAAGUCCUAGAAAGUCCACAAUGUCCAACUUUAUUGAACGCAUUAGGAACCGAAUCCCGGGUCUGCGCCGUCCGGAAAACAAUGGCCCACCUCAAGGAGUCGUUACCGUGGAUAUGGGGGAGAUUGAUUAUGGGAAGGAGAAGGAUAUGAAAAAAGUGUCAUUCUUCAAUCCACUCGAUCCCGUGCCAAAAUAUGACUUCUAUGCCAAAGAUACUUGGGCUGGACGUAUAAAAAAAACCAGACCUUCACUGGAUGUUCUGCGCAAACCACCGGAGCCUGAUGAUCUUCCUCCACCACCAGAGGAAGAUGGACGGCCCAAAGUCAAGCUUGUUCGCUUUGGAUGGGUUCUGGGAGUCAUGAUUCGCGCUAUGUUGAACAUCUGGGGAGUCAUUAUGUACCUGAGACUGCCGUGGAUCACGUCUCAAGCCGGACUCAUUCUGACCUACGUCAUCAUCUUCAUGUCCAUCGUCGUUACAACAAUCACAGCAACGUCUGUGUCAGCUAUCUCCACCAACGGGAAGAUCUACUCUGGUGGCACGUACUUCAUGAUCUCUCGGAGUCUGGGUCCGGAGCUCGGAGCACCCAUCGGUUUGCUCUUUGCGUUCGCCAACGCUAUUGCCUGUGCGCUCCACACCGUGGGGUUUGCAGAGACCGUCAGAGAUCUUCUCAAAGACUUUAAAUCUCAGAUGGUGGACGAUGUCAAUGAUGUGAGGAUCAUUGGGGCAGUUACUGUCGUUGUUCUCCUCUGCAUUACAUUUGCUGGAAUGGCUUGGGAGGCGAAGGCUCAGAUCCUGUUCUUCAUCGCCAUCAUGCUGUCCUUAAUUAAUUAUUUUGUGGGGACAGUCAUUCCUACCAACACAGAAAAGGAGUCUGUGGGAUUUUUCGGAUACCGUGGUGACAUUUUCGUGGAGAAUCUGCUGCCUUCUUACCGAGGCCCAAAUGGAUAUUUCUUCAGGUUGUUCGCCAUCUUCUUUCCAGCCGCCACAGGAAUUCUGUCUGGAGUCAACAUCUGUGGAGAUCUCAAGGAUCCGACUGGUGGGAUUCCUAAAGGGACCCUGCUGGCCAUACUCUGGACCACCUUGAGCUAUUUACUGAUCUCAAUCACAUGUGCUGCAACUGUUGUAAGAGACGCCUCUGGGAAUGUGAACGAUAGUUUGGCCCUCAAAAAUUUCACCACCCAGUGCAGUGGCCUGGGCUGUAAAUUAGGCUGGAAUUUUGACCGGUGUGAACAGAACCGCACAUGUAGCCAUGGACUGGCAAACAACUUGAGGAUUCUUACCACUGUUUCAGGAUGGGGGAUUUUGAUCACCAUUGGUGUCUUUGCUGCCACCUUGUCAUCGGCGCUGGGUUUCCUGGUGUCUGCUCCCAAAAUUUUUCAGUGUUUGUGUAAGGAUAACAUCUACCCCUUCAUCGGCUUCUUCGGAAAAGGCUACGGGAAAAACAACGAACCUCUACGAGGCUACUGUCUCAUGUUUAGCAUCGCUAUGGCUUUCAUCCUCAUCGGUGACCUGAACACAAUCGCUCCUCUGAUCUCCAACUUCUUCCUCUGCUCUUAUGGCCUCAUCAACUUCAGCACCUUCCAUGCAUCAAUCACUCAAUCACCAGGUUGGAGGCCGGAGUAUCAUUUCUAUUCUCCAUGGACAUCUCUGUUUGGGUCAAUCUUGUCAUUCGUCCUCAUGUUUCUGUUCACAUGGUGGGCCGCUCUCGUCACUUUCUGUAUCAUGCUCUUCCUCCUUGGCUACGUUAGUUAUACAAAACCUAAGAUAAACUGGGGCACGUCUUAUCAGGCGGGUUUCUACAACAUGGCUUUGUCCUUCUCGAUGGCUCUGACUGGUGUUGAAGACCAUGUCAAAAACUUCAGGCCUCAGUGUCUUGUUCUGACCGGUCCUCCUAACACUCGUCCCGCUCUCGUGGACUUUGUGGCUACUUUCACCAAAAACACCAGCCUGAUGAUCUGUGGGAACAUUAUCAUGGAGGAUGAGAAGUCCAGUUUCCCGCAGCACAGCACUGAUAUGUUGGUGGACUGGCUCAAUCAGAGGAAAGUUCGUUCUUUCUACACGUCCUUCAACGCUGACAGUCUGAAAGAGGGCGCACAUAAUCUCAUGCAGGCUUCAGGUCUCGGUAAACUGAGGCCCAACACUCUGGUUUUAGGAUACAAGAUGAACUGGCAGGAAUGUAAACUGGAGAGCUUACAGGACUACGUCAACACCGUCAGCAAUGCAUUCGACUCCAGCUACGGCAUUGCGAUUCUGAGAAUGAUGGAUGGAUUGGAUAUAACAGAUAAUUUGCAUAGUGCAGUCGAAUCAUCUGCAAUUGACAAUCCGGCAUUCGACGCAGAGGAAGCCCAAUACGAAAAGGAUGAGAGCGACCGGAAUUCAGAUAUUUCUGAUGAUGGCUCGGACGAGCAGGUCAGAUCGGUGUUUCAGACGAAACAAGGCAGGAAGAGCAUCGACAUCUACUGGAUCUCUGAUGAUGGAGGUCUGACUCUUUUAGUGCCUUAUUUGUUGACCAGAAGAAACCGCUGGAAAAAGACCAAACUCAGAGUGUUUAUCUUAGGAGACCCCGAGAGCGUAAAGGAAGACCGUAAAGACAUGAAGAUGCUGCUUAAGAGAUUCCGGCUAGAGAUCGAGGACGUCGUCAUAAUAACAGACGUGGAUAAACCUCCUCUAGCGAAAAAUUUGCAGCGGUACGAGGAAUCCAUCGCCCCCUUCAGGCUGAGUGAAGAACAGGCCAUAGGAGACGUACAGGAGCUCAAGAGACUGAGUCCAUGGAAAGUGUCUGACAAAGACCUGGAGGCCAUAAAACCAAAGAUCGAGAGGACGCUGCGACUAAACGAGAUCAUCAAGAAGAACUCUGUCAACGCGGCUCUGGUUGCAAUUUCUCUUCCAGUCCCUGAUGUCACCUGUCCUAGUUCUCUCUAUAUGGCCUGGCUGGACGCUCUGAGCUACGGUAUCCACUGUCCUGCCCUGCUCAUACGAGGAAACCAGGAGAACUGCAUGACCUUCUACUGCCAGUAAAACACUCGCAUUAAUGUGCCUGAUCAUCCUUAAACAUAUUUAUUACUGCAUAUUACUUGCAAUUUAAGGAUGCUGAACCUUGUUGUACUGAAAUAAGCUGCUUAAUCCUCUCGAGCAUUGACUGUAUUACUACGAAUGCAUAUUUAUCUCACAUGCUUGUAUCUUUGAGGAUGAUACAGGUCAAACAGAUUCGGUAGAAAAGAUAGAAUAGAGAUACAGUAGAAACGCAGUAGAGUUAGGCUGGUGGAGGGAAGUGCUUUUUCUGCUCUCAGGAUCUUCAUUUCAGGGUAGAACUUUCAUGCAGUUUGAGUCAACACAUGUGUUAUAUUAUGUGUAAUAUUAUUACGUUAUUAUUAUGAAUCGCAAGUAUGCUUUCUAUCUGCUUAUGAAUGUGAAAAAUAAAAAUUAGCACCAUAUCUCUAAAGACUUAAUAUAUGAAUUUUGCUUCUCAGUGGCCUCAAAAUUGUUUAGGGUUAAGGAAAGGACAUGUGGAGAUGUAUGGUGUCCCAUUCCUUGAAACUGUGCUCUGCAUUUAAGCCAUCUAAGUGCUCACAAAUAAAAGUGAGUAGUGAAAAAACACAACCGGAGCAGUGGGCAGCCAAUGCUGCAGGGUCCGAAAAAAGGAAAGGUUUCAUGUGAUUUUUAGCAAAUGGUGGUGGUUCACCGUCCAUCAUUGGAACCAGGACCAGAUAUUUGCACAAAGGUAUUCUAGCCCUGUGACCUAUGGUCACACUUCUAAGGGCCACAAUUACAAUAAGAAGAAAUAAAUUGCUUUUUAUUCUAUGGGUUACCUACAAUAACCAAAGAACAAAAACCAAAAAGACAUUCAGCAAGCAAUUAACAAAUAUUAGGGUGGCAAACUAUUGUCAUGUUUUUCCAAUGAAAUUAAGUUUUAACUAAUCACUUUUCUCUCCCAAUAUCUCAUACACAAAUGCACACACAUACAGUAGAGACUCACAGACUUCAAAUGAGAUUUGGAGGUGGUACGGAGGUGGUAACAUUGCUAUUUUUAAGUUGAUAAACUUGCAUAUUUGCUACUAAUGGCUUUAGAGAACACUGUAAUGAAUUUCAUAAACAUUUAUGUUCAAUGCUUUUCACUUCUGCACAAAAACCCCCUCCUAAAUGUUAUUUUUAGUAUAAAAAUAAAAUAUUAAAAAUGAAUGCAUGGCUUAUGUGAUCAAAAAUUCAAAAGAAAGUUUCAGGACCCCCUCAGCUGUGUCAUCUCAUUUAAGAAGAGAGGUGUGAAAGUUAUUUAGUUUGA
Molecule: messenger RNA, 4373 nt
Organism: Carassius gibelio (silver crucian carp)
Lineage: Eukaryota; Metazoa; Chordata; Actinopteri; Cypriniformes; Cyprinidae
Product: solute carrier family 12 member 3-like
Exons: 26
Coding region: 116-3112 (998 amino acids)
Biological process (GO): cell volume homeostasis; sodium ion transmembrane transport; chloride ion homeostasis
Cellular component (GO): membrane
Molecular function (GO): sodium:potassium:chloride symporter activity
Source: RefSeq, a predicted model, not a curated record